Messenger RNA from Mercenaria mercenaria, 1788 nucleotides. RefSeq lists its product as uncharacterized. Gene Ontology annotation, molecular function: protein binding. Lineage: Eukaryota; Metazoa; Mollusca; Bivalvia; Venerida; Veneridae. The transcript has a single exon. The record is from RefSeq and is a predicted model, not a curated record. The coding region runs from base 100 to 1278 and encodes 392 amino acids.
CCUCCAUUAAUAUUGUGUGUAAACAUUAACUCGACCCUGUUAAAUUUAAUAUUGUGAAGUACACCGCAACACUACUGAUUCUCACUGGACUAGAUUAGAAUGGAACAACUUGUUCCGAGUGGAAACGAUUCAAAUUCUGAAGAAAGUAAUACAAACAACGACGACUUAAAGGACGGUGCAUGUUCUACUUUCGGUUUCAAUGACAGUUCAUGGAAAACCGACUUUAAUCUUAUUGUUGAAGGAAAAACUCUCCACGUGUCAAAGGUUGUUUUGGCACUCGCUUCACCCGUAUUUGACAGGAUGUUUCAGUCCGACUUCAAAGAAAGUAAAAGUUCGGAAUUAGAACUGCCAGGAAAGAAAUUGGAAGAUGUAGAAGAAUUCCUACAGUGUAUCUACCCUAGUUCAUUAGCGACAGUUACAUGCGAAAAGGCUUUGCAAAUUCUCCCAUUAAUUGAAGAAUACCAAGUUUCACAACUUAAACCAAGAUGUGAAGAGGUUUUGUUGGAACACGUCAAUGGAGAAACUUCGACAGAAAAUCUGUUCAGAGUAUUGAAUGAAGCUUGCUGUUACGACCUUAAACAAUUACAAAAUAAAUGUAUCGACCUGGCAUCGGAAAAACCUAGAAAGGAACUUGUGGAAUCAAACGAAAAAUACACUAUCCCGCCAGAUGUUCUGAACAAAAUACUUCUAAAAGUCGUUGGAAAAUUUGAAGAAGUAGUUAAUAAAAUGGAAAAGAUAAAUGAAGAUUUGUUCUCAGAGCUGGAGACAUUGGGUACUUGGAAAAGCUAUUUGUCUAAUGCAGUCACGAAAGCAGAUAGUUUGAGUCUUAAUGGUGAUUUCAAAUGGAAAGGCAAAAUAGUCAAACUGGAAGUUCCUGUUAAAAAGAAUAAAGCAGCAGAAGAAGAAGUUUUGAUUUCUGAUUUUCCAUUAAAAGUCUCUGUAGCAAUAACACAAGGCUAUACGCAAGGCGGUGGUUGGGAGGAAUGGCUGAUUAGUAAUACCUCUUUUUCAUUUCUUGUUUAUCAGCGCGACAAUGCACGUUGUAGUAUAAAGCUGGUUUAUGUGAUUGAAAACAGGUAUAUGAAUAAGAAAAGUGUAAUUGUAAAAUCAGACCAAACGUUCCAGUUACUAUAUCAAAGAGCUCGUAAUAAUGGUUCAAAUAACAAAACAGAACAAAUUAUAAAAUAUUGUGAAAUAGAAGAUGAGAGCAAAGGCUUCCUGAUUGAUGGAAUAGUGAAAGUUGUAGUACAUAUUUUUCUGGCUAAACACAAAAUUUAAAUGUAUUCAUUUGCAUUACGGUACCUGACUGUGAAGAUUUUUAUGCCCCCGGCAUCUACUGAUGCGGGAGGCAUAUAGUGAUUGUCCUGUCCGUUCGUUCGUCCGUACGAGGUUAACCAAAUGGGACCGUUUCGUCUAGCAUCAAUACCCCUUACUAGAAUGACUUGAUACUAAUGCAGAUGUAACCUGUGACCAUUCCUCAUCUUCAGACAUCACCUGACCUCAGUUUGACCUUGAACUUGACCUCGUUUUGGACUUAGGUUGCUUUGUAUUGACAAGGAUGCCACCGGGUGCAUCAAGCGUUUAUUGAACGCAGGUUCUUGUUCGAUCUGUUUCGAAUUAGCACCAAUUUGUUUAUGUUUAACUUUCGGCGGUCAACAUGGUCAAGGGAAGGUAGUUGGACAUGUUCUUUUAUAUAUAUAGUUUCUGGGACAUGUAGAAAGACUAUCGUAUUUUAUAUCUUUUGCUGUCCAAAGUUUGAAACUGUUUCAAAAUAAAUAUGUAAAUCGA